CCGCGCCGCAGGUCGCGGCUUGAGCUGACGCCUCUGCAAUCUUUGCAUCCCCCUUGUCCUGCGUUCGGCCGAACCACAGGAGGCUCGUCGCUCCACUGCUCUUAUCUAUCAUCUGCUGCCAGUACUCUAAGAAGACGACUCGCGGCCGACUUCCUACGGUGUCGCCCGGUGCAGGCUUGGCCACUAUCCAUCACUCACACAGCUGCAGAUACACAAUCCCAACGAGGUGGGUGCCUGCUCCGGCUGCAAGAGUUGUAUUCAUCAGCCUACUGUCGUGUAGAUGAGGACCAAUCCAGUGCCCCGCCUACCCAAGCCGAAAAGUGCAGUGCACUGCGUUUCCACUCCUGCACGCCUUCCGCCCGAGCUCUGCGAUAUGGUCAUCGAUCACCUGCAUGAUGACAAGACCUCGUUGGCAUUAUGUAGCCUCGUCUCCGCGUCCUGGCUGCGUUCGGCCCGUUACCAUCUCUUUGACUCGAUAUACAUCUACUGCGAGAAAGAAGCCGACGCCUUCCAGAAGUUCCUCGACUACCUGCGAUCCACGCCCAGCGUAUGCGCAUACAUCAAAGACAUCUGCUUUGAUGGCUUUCACGAGGCUGAUCCGGACUCGGAUGGACUUGGAGAGACCCUAGAAUCCACGUUUUUGUCCGCCAUUACUGCGCUCCUGCCCUCGGCUCACAGCUACUCUUUCAUUAACUGCCAGUGGGCGCGGUCCGAGCGCGAGCUGCCGAAGUGGAAGCAGGUGCCCCUGCACAGCCUGUACAUCAACUCCUUCGUCGCCGCGACCGAGAGUUCGAAGAACAAACUCCGGAUCCUCCGACACUUCUCGCAGAUCGAGCACCUACAUCUCGCGAACAUGUGGCUGGGGCAUUUUGGUUUCGAUGAGCAUGAUGAAGACGAGAAGGAUUAUAACGGCAGUUGUUGCUCACCCUGCGAGACACGGGUGAAAUCGAUGUCGCUGUCGAUGGCCAACAUCUGCUUGAAUUUCCUCGACCACCUCCGCACACAACCGUUCAUGAAGUCCCUGCGAUCUUUCCGCGUCGUAGAUCUCUUCCAUGCGGACUACCUGGAGGAACAUCAAGACUUGGCUUUUGUGGGUGAACUGCUUAAGGAUUGCCUGAGCUGUACGCUGCAAGAGGUGAACCUCGAAUUGCCUCGUCUUCCCGAAGGCGGUGAGUGUGCUUACCUCUACAUGUCAAACAUGCGUGUCUCUGAUGUAUAAACGUCGCAGAAUCGGCGGAAAUAUAUUCCCAGCUUAAUCUGGCAUCCUGCUUGGCCUUGACGAACGUCAUUCUGAGGAUGCCCGUGCGCCGCGAUGUCGAUAUGAUGGACGUAGAAAAUGCACAGAAUCAAGAUGAGCGUACAGACACAAACGUCGAUGCGGACCAGCCUUUGCCACCCGCGCCGGUCAUUCCACCGACUGGAUCAGCCCCAUCGAAGCCCACGCUUUUCACCGACGAAGAAUGGCGCGUGCCUCUCGUCAUCUUGUCCCAGCUCCCUGCCAGCACGAAGACCGUGACGCUUGAUGUCGAACUGGAGGGGACGAACGAUGCGGUAUAUACCCAUCUGCAGGGGCUCUCUGUCUGGCAGCAGCUGGAUAAGGUCCUGUCGAAGCUUCCCGCACUAGAAAAAAUCUCCAUCCGCAGGAUGAAGGAACAACAUACUGCGCAGUGGACGAAAGCGCAGCACGACCUCAUUGUCCGCGAAUUGCCAUCACUGCGGCGUAGGAAGGUGCUGGGUUGUCACUGGUAUGAUGCCCCUACUCGCCGGGAGCUACUGUGUUG
This is a messenger RNA of Phanerochaete carnosa HHB-10118-sp, 1781 nucleotides long. RefSeq lists its product as uncharacterized. Bases 281 to 1219 code for a protein of 312 amino acids. The transcript has a single exon. Lineage: Eukaryota; Fungi; Basidiomycota; Agaricomycetes; Polyporales; Phanerochaetaceae. The record is from RefSeq and is a predicted model, not a curated record.